Messenger RNA from Microthlaspi erraticum, 480 nucleotides. Lineage: Eukaryota; Viridiplantae; Streptophyta; Magnoliopsida; Brassicales; Brassicaceae. The record is from the annotation of a GenBank genome assembly.
AUGAUGGUGGUGUUAGGAUUACAGUCUCUCAACUGGUACGGAUAUGGAGUAAUCACAGAGAAGAAGAAGAAGAGACAUCUGAUGCAUAUUCUCGGAGCCACUGAAAGAGACAAUUCUUCUUCGUUCGAAAUCGAUAGAGACAAAGCUAGAGAAGCUCUGAAACAGCUUGAUCAACAAAUCGAAUCUCAAGCCGAUAUAAAACCAAGACUACUCGUCAAGGCACCAUCAUCAGAUGUUCUCAGAGACUCAUCAAAUGACCCAAUCAUGUUUGAAGAACCUCCUGAGAUCUCCGGAUCGUUCCUCGCAACUUCAGCUUUCCUUCUCUUAGCUUUCACUCUGUUCUACAAUAUUUUGUUCAUCACAGCGAUAAGACCAUCGAUAGAUGCACCAGAAUCAGUUCCAGCAGAAACCAUAGCUCCAAUGUCUGAUUCUGACAUUGUCCAGUUUCCACUUUCGUCUGAAAAAACCUUCAGACAGUAA